Balearica regulorum gibbericeps (East African grey crowned-crane) is the source of this 715-nucleotide messenger RNA. The record is from RefSeq and is a predicted model, not a curated record. NCBI's taxonomy places the organism in Eukaryota, Metazoa, Chordata, Aves, Gruiformes, Gruidae.
AUCCUCUGCAGAGCAAAUCGUGGAGAAGGACGAGGGGCCGUAUUACACUCACCUGGGCUCGGGGCCCACCGUGGCAUCCAUCAGGGAGCUCAUGGAGGAGCGGUACGGCGAGAAGGGCAAGGCCAUCCGCAUCGAGAAGGUCAUCUACACGGGAAAGGAGGGGAAGAGCUCCCGGGGCUGCCCCAUCGCCAAGUGGGUGAUCCGAAGACACAACCAAGAGGAGAAGCUGCUGUGCCUGGUGCGGAGCUCACCGACACCCUCACCAAGUACGGCAACCCCACCAGCCGCCGCUGCGGCUUGCUGCCGUCGCCGUCGCUGGUGGCUGACGUUCCUCCACGGUGUCCCUCCCGCAGCCGGACCUGCGCGUGCCAAGGAAGAGCUGCUCCGGAAAAGCUUUCAGGACUUGGCCACCGAGGUUGCUCCACUUUACAAGAGGCUGGCGCCACAAGCCUACCAUUUAACCCACGUGCUUCACGCGGUGACAGACGAAGAGCUGCUCCGGAAAAGCUUUCAGGACUUGGCCACCGAGGUUGCUCCACUUUACAAGAGGCUGGCGCCACAAGCCUACCAAAACCAGGUUACCAACGAGGACGUAGCAAUAGACUGCCGGCUGGGCUUGAAGGAGGGGAGGCCGUUCUCGGGAGUGACGGCGUGCAUGGACUUCUGCGCCCACGCUCACAAAGAUCAGCAUAACCUCUACAACGGCUGCACGGUG